CUCGGACUUUCUUGUCUUUGCGGAACCUUGUGGGUUGCCUUGAUCUCCCAGCAUCUUCUUCCUUUCUGCUUUUCCCGGCUACCUAAAUCCGAGCCAAGAUGCCUGGUGGCUAUAAAGGAGAAUGUGGCGAUGAUGUGGAUCCCAUGCCCUUCCUGGCUCCCAGUGAGAAAGAGAGGAUUGAGGCCAUAAGCAAGCCGUACGACAUCAAGAAGUCAUGUUGGGUCAAGGAUGAAAAGGAGGGGUUCAUCGCUGGAGAAAUCCAGUCUGAGGCCGAGAAUCAAGUCACCGUGAAGACAGUGACCAAUCAGACUAUCACCAUAAAGAAGGAUGACCUCCAGCAGAUGAACCCACCCAAGUUCUACCAGAUCAGUGACAUGGCCAACAUGACCUUCCUGAAUGAAGCCAGUGUCUUAGACAAUCUGAGACAGCGCUACGUCAUGAUGAGGAUCUACACCUACUCUGGCCUGUUCUGUGUCACCAUCAACCCGUAUAAGUGGCUGCCCAUCUAUGGGGCUCGCGUGGCCAAUAUGUACAAGGGCAGGAAACGCACAGAGGUGCCCCCUCACCUCUUCUCCAUCUCUGACAACGCGUACCAUGACAUGCUUAUGGAACGUGAAAACCAGUCCAUGCUGAUUACCGGAGAAUCCGGAGCUGGCAAGACUGAAAACACGAAGAAAGUCAUCCAGUACUUUGCUAACAUUGGCAGCACUGGCAAAGCCGCUGCUGAUGGGAAGGGGUCCCUGGAGGAUCAAAUCAUCCAGGCUAACCCUGUGCUAGAAGCUUUUGGAAAUGCCAAGACAACAAGGAACAAUAAUUCCUCUCGUUUUGGUAAAUUCAUCCGAAUUCAUUUUGGCAGCACAGGAAAACUGGCUGGAGCCGACAUUGAGAGCUAUCUCCUAGAGAAAUCUCGUGUCAUUUCCCAGCAACCUGCGGAAAGGGGCUAUCACAUCUUCUACCAGCUCCUCUCCAACAAGAAACCAGAACUUGUUGAAACCUUGCUUUGUGUGCCGGAUCCAAAGGAGUACCACUGGACAAGUCAAGGGGUUGUUAUAGUGGACAACAUGGAUGAUGGAGAAGAAUUGCUCCUCACCGAUGUGGCCUUUGACGUCCUGGGCUUCACUCAAGAAGAGAAGAUCAGCGUCUACAAACUCACUGGUGGCAUCAUGCAUUUUGGGAAUAUGAAAUUCAAGCAGAAGCCAAGAGAGGAACAGGCAGAAGUAGACACCACAGAGGUGGCUGACAAAGUCGCCCACCUCAUGAAUCUCAACUCUGGGGAUCUCCAGAAGGGCAUCACCAGACCCCGGGUGAAAGUGGGCAAUGAGUUUGUCCAGAAAGGGCAGAACAUGGACCAGUGCCACAACUCAGUUGGUGCUCUGGGCAAAGCCGUCUAUGACAAGAUGUUCAAGUGGCUGGUGGUCCGGAUCAACAAGACCUUGGACACCAAGAUGCAGAGGCAGUUCUUCAUUGGGGUGCUGGAUAUUGCUGGCUUUGAAAUCUUUGAGUUCAACAGCUUUGAGCAGCUGUGCAUCAACUUCACCAACGAGAAGUUGCAGCAGUUCUUCAACCACCACAUGUUUGUCCUGGAGCAAGAGGAGUACAAGAGGGAAGGCAUCGAUUGGGUGUUCAUUGACUUUGGUCUGGAUCUGCAGGCUUGCAUUGAGCUCCUGGAAAAGCCCAUGGGCAUCUUCUCCAUCCUUGAAGAGCAGUGCGUGUUCCCCAAGGCCACUGAUGCUACUUUCAAGGCUGCCCUCUAUGACAAUCAUUUGGGCAAAUCCCCCAAUUUCCUGAAGCCCAAAGGCGGCAAGGGCAAAGGGGCAGAAGCUCACUUUGAGCUGGUGCAUUAUGCUGGCACGGUGGGCUACAAUAUCACUGGGUGGCUGGAGAAAAACAAGGACCCCCUGAAUGAAACAGUGGUGGGUUUGUUCCAGAAGUCUGGGAUGCCUCUGCUUUGCACUCUCUUCAAAGAAGAAGAGCCUGCUGCGGGAACCAAGAAGCAGAAAAGAGGCUCCUCAUUUAUGACUGUCUCCAACUUUUACAGGGAGCAGCUGAACAAGCUGAUGGCCACCUUACACAGCACCGCUCCCCAUUUUGUGCGCUGCAUCGUUCCCAAUGAGUUCAAGCAGUCUGGGGUAGUGGAUGCCCAUUUGAUCCUUCACCAGCUGGCCUGCAACGGUGUACUCGAAGGCAUCCGUAUUUGCAGGAAGGGCUUCCCCAACAGACUGCAGUACCCUGAAUUUAAACAGAGGUACCAGGUGCUGAACCCCAAUGUCAUCCCUCAGGGAUUUGUGGACAAUAAGAAGGCCUCAGAGCUAUUGCUAGGAUCCCUUGACCUGGGAGAAAAUGAGUACAAAAUUGGACAUACUAAGGUGUUCUUCCGUGCCGGAGUCUUAGCCAAGCUGGAAGACAUGCGAGACGAUCGUUUGGCCAAGAUCAUGACCAUGCUGCAGUGCCGAGGCCGGGGGUUCUUGAUGCGGAUCGAGUUUAAAAAGAUGCUGGACAGGAAGCUAGGCCUGAUACUUAUCCAGAGGAAUGUCCGUAACUUCUUGCAGAUGAGGUUCUGGGGUUGGUGGAAACUGUACAACAAGGUGAAGCCUCUGUUGAAUGUGGCCCGGCAAGAGGAAGAGAUGAAGGAGAAGGAAGAAGAACUCAGGAAUGCCAUGUCCAAGACACAAGAGUUGAUGGACCGUGUCAAAGAGCUGGAAGAAAAGACAGCCACCCUCAGCCAAGAGAAGAAUGACUUGACCAUCCAGUUGCAGGCUGAACAAGAGAACCUGUCGGAUGCUGAGGAGCGCCUGACCCAGAUGAUGAAGUCCAAGAUGGACCUGGAGAGCCAGAUCUCAGAUAUGAAGGAGCGCUUGGAGGAGGAAGAGGGUUCAGCUGCAGCUCUGGGUGCCAGCAAGCGCAAGCUGGAAGGGGAGCUGAGUGACCUCAAGAGGGAUCUCGAGGGACUGGAAACCACCCUUGCCAAGACAGAGAAAGAGAAGCAAGCUUUGGAUCAUAGGGUACGGACCUUGACUAGUGAUCUCCAGGCACGGGAUGAUACUGUUGCCAAACUCCAGAAAGAGAAGAGGGCUCUGGAAGAAUUACACCAGAAAACACUAGAUGACCUUCAGGCUGAAGAAGACAAAGUGAAUCAUCUCACAAAAAACAACAGUAAACUUAGCACUCAGAUACAUGAGCUGGAGGACAACUGGGAACAAGAGAAGAAAAUCCGUGCCGAGGUAGAGAAGGCCCGGCGCAAGGCAGAGGGCGACUUAAAAAUGACCAUUGAAAAUCUCAACGAAAUGGAAAGAGCAAAGCUCGACUUGGAAGAGGUGGUGAAGAAGAGAGACAUGGAGAUCAAUUCUGUCAGCUCCAAAGUGGAAGAUGAGCAAGCACUGAACUCUACACUACAGAGAAAACUCAAAGAGCAUCAGGCCAGGAUUGAAGAGCUGGAGGAAGAACUUGAAUCCGAACGGUCUAUGAGGGCAAAGAUUGAGAAACAGCGCAGUGAUCUCUCCCGGGAACUGGAAGAGAUUUCAGACAGACUGGAAGAGGCUGGAGGGGCAACUACUGCUCAAAUUGAGCAGAACCGCAAGCGUGAGGCUGAACUGCUCAAGCUUCGGAGGGAACUGGAAGAAGCUGCCUUGCAGAGCGAGGCCACAGCUUCCACUCUGCGCAAGAAGCACACAGAUGCCAUGGCCGAGAUGACUGAGCACCUCGAGAAUCUGCAGAGGGUGAAGUCCAAGCUGGAGAAGGACAAGCAGGUCAUGAAGGCUGAGAUCGAAGACCUCAGCGCCAGUGUGGAGACAGUCCAGAAAUCCAAGAUGAAUGCUGAGGCUCAUGUCCGCAAACUAGAAGACAACCUGUCUGAAGCCAACGCCCGGCUGGCUGAGAUGGAAAAGAACCAAGUCGAAAUCAAUGCUAUCAGGUCCAGGCUCCAAGCUGAGAACAGCGAACUGAGUCGAGAGCAUGAAGAGAGCCAGACACGGCUGAACCAAGUUCUCCGUGUCAAGACCUCUCUCACUUCUCAGGUGGAUGACUUCAAGAGGCAGCUAGAUGAAGAGUCAAAGUCCCGAAGUGCUGCAGUGGUAAGUCUGGCCAACACCAAACAUGACCUGGACCUGAUCAAAGAGCAGCUGGAGGAAGAACAAGCUGGCAAAGCUGAGCUACAGCGCCUCGUCUCCAAGCUCAACACUGAAGUCACGACCUGGAGGACCAAAUACGAAACAGAUGCCAUCCAGAGGACAGAGGAGCUUGAGGAGACCAAGAGAAAAUUGACUGCCCGGCUCCAGGAGGCUGAGGAGACAGCUGAAUCUGCUCAAGCCCGGGUGGCUAGCAUGGAGAAAAACAAGCAGCGGCUCCAAAUGGAAGUGGAGGAUCUUACCCUGGAUCUUGAGAAGGCCAAUGCAGCCUGCGCAGCCCUGGACAAGAAGCAGAGGGCCUUUGACAAGAUGCUGUCCGAGUGGCAGCAAAAGUGUGAGGAACUGCAGCUGGAGGUGGACAACUCCCAGAAGGAGUGCCGCAUGUACAUGACGGAGAACUUCAAGCUCAAGACAGCCUAUGAGGAGGCUCUGGAGCAUCUGGAAUCUGUAAAGAAGGAGAACAAGACUCUCCAGGAGGAAAUCAAAGAUCUCAUUGAUCAGUUGGGUGAAGGUGGGAGGAGUGUGCAUGAGCUGCAAAAGAUGAAGAAGAAACUGGAGAUUGAAAAGGAUGAGCUGCAGGUGGCCCUGGAGGAAGCUGAGUCUUCUCUUGAGGUGGAAGAGAGCAAACUCAUCCGCAUUCAGCUGGAAUUGGCUCAGGUGAAAGCUGACAUUGACAGGAGGAUCCAUGAGAAAGAGGAAGAAUUUGAGGCCACCAGGAAAAACCACCAGCGUGCCAUUGAGUCCCUGCAGUCCAGCCUGGAGCUGGAGGCAAAAGGACGGGCUGAGGCGCUUCGCCUGAAGAAGAAGAUGGAGACAGACCUAAAUGAAAUGGAGAUCCAGCUGGAUCAUGCCAACAAGAACAACAGCGAACUUGUCAAGACCCUGAAGAAGCUCCAGCAGCAAAUCAAGGAUCUCCAGAUCCAGAUGGAUGAGGAUGCCCGCCAACAUGAAGAACUCCGGGAACAGUACAACCUCCAGGAGCGGCGCCUCAGCCUUCUCCAGACUGAGCUGGAGGAAGUGCGGACAGGCCUUGAAGGCAGUGAGCGCUCACGCAAACUCCUUGAGCAAGAGCUGGUAGAGGUCUCUGAAAGACACAACGAGCUCAGUGUCCAGAACCAAAGUCUGCUGGUCAUCAAGCGCAAAUUGGAGUCUGACCUCGUGCGCAUCACGAACGAUCAUGAGGAGCUGAUCAGCGAGUUCCGAACGGCAGACGAGAAAGCAAAGAAAGCAGUGGCUGAUGCAACCCGCAUGGCAGAAGAGCUGCGCCAAGAGCAGGAUCACUCCAUGCACCUGGAAAAGAUCAAGAAGAACCAGGAGGUCACCAUCAAAGACCUGCAGGUCAAGAUUGAAGAAGCGGAGCAACUGGCUCUUAAAGGAGGGAAACGCACCAUCAUGAAACUGGAGACCAAAAUUAAGGAGCUGGAGACAGAGCUGGACUCGGAGCAGAAGCGCCAUGUGGAGACAGUGAAAAUCCUGCACAAGAACGAACGGCGCCUGAAGGAGCUGGUCUUCCAAACGGAGGAGGAUCAUAAGACCAACCAGCGCAUGCAGGAGCUGGUGGAGAAGCUUCAGAACAAGCUGAAGACAUACAAGAGACAAAUUGAGGAGGCGGAGGAACAGGCUAACCAGAGCAUGGCAAGGUACCGCAAAACCGUGCAUGAACUGGACGAUGCCGAGGAGAGAGCUGGAAUGGCUGAGUCGGCCCUCAACAAACUACGCACCAGGCACCGAGUUGCGGCAGGCAAAGCCUUCACUUCGGUGGAAGUCAUCCAGGUCUCCAAAUCCACCAGUUCCAAGUCGUCGGCCGAGGAAUAGAUUUCCCCUCUCUGAAGCUGCAGCUGGCUGAUGGACAAAGUACCUCCAGGCAACUGCCUCUUCUUGCAAGAUUGCUAGCAUAGUGAUGACCGGAGCAGCUUAAGCCUAUUGAAGGAGAAAAGAAGGAGGGUGGAAG
This is a messenger RNA of Sceloporus undulatus (fence lizard), 6075 nucleotides long. Its product is annotated as myosin-16. Gene Ontology annotation, molecular function: actin filament binding; ATP binding; cytoskeletal motor activity. The transcript is spliced from 44 exons. The coding region runs from base 99 to 5939 and encodes 1946 amino acids. Gene Ontology annotation, cellular component: myosin complex. The record is from RefSeq and is a predicted model, not a curated record. Lineage: Eukaryota; Metazoa; Chordata; Lepidosauria; Squamata; Phrynosomatidae.